Auanema sp. JU1783 is the source of this 694-nucleotide messenger RNA. NCBI's taxonomy places the organism in Eukaryota, Metazoa, Nematoda, Chromadorea, Rhabditida, Rhabditidae. The record is from the annotation of a GenBank genome assembly.
GCAGAUAUCAAUCAGUUCUUCACGCCAAACAGCCAGGACACUCCGUCACUGCCUAAACCAGUCCAAACUCAGCCAACGAGUAGCCAAGUACAAGUCGCACCAGCCAGCCAACGAGAAGAGACCGCCGUCUCCGAGAACAACACUGUUGACGUAGCCCAAGGAUCACCUCAAGAGGAAACUCCCAACAAGACACUCACCCCGAGCAAGCAGAACCCAGGAUCCACAGAAUCUGCUGAUAAGAAGUCUGCCCCCACUCCAUUACGCCUUCAUACCACCCCAAAGAAGCGUAACCUCGCAUCCAAGCUACUAGAAGCUCUUCAUAUCUCUCCGAGAAAACCCGCUCCUGUACGACAGGAAGAUACUCCCAGUGUUCUCACACACACAGAGCUCAUCAACAGGUCAAUAGCCCGUUCCAACGCCUCUCUCAAAGCAUCUGCCACCCAAACCCCAUCCACUACGGUAUCCGACGCCCCGACCCCAUCUUUGCCCCCACCGGAAACCGCCCAACCUCAAACGACCGCGGAUCGUACCUCAUCUACAUCUCCUCCCUUAGCUAAUCCGCAACCUACUGCCACUUCUACCCGUACCAGCCCAGUUGACGCAACUGUAGAAUCCAGCAACCCUUCCAUUGUUGCUUUAUCAUCGGAUUCCUCCCCCGCAUCCUCAUCAGACCAAACCUACGUCCCUUCAACGU